Molecule: messenger RNA, 1874 nt
Organism: Alligator sinensis (Chinese alligator)
Lineage: Eukaryota; Metazoa; Chordata; Crocodylia; Alligatoridae
Exons: 4
Coding region: 284-1510 (408 amino acids)
Biological process (GO): regulation of transcription by RNA polymerase II
Cellular component (GO): nucleus
Molecular function (GO): DNA-binding transcription factor activity, RNA polymerase II-specific; RNA polymerase II cis-regulatory region sequence-specific DNA binding
Source: RefSeq, a predicted model, not a curated record
AGCAGAGAGUGCUUGGUGUGGGCAGGCCUGCCCCGCCGGGCAGCUGAGCAGGGUCCCUGAAGGUUGGGGUGCGGAUGGGCACGGGGGCGCUGUGCGAGAGGCACUCAUGGGAGACCACCUUAAACAGGCCCCGAGCUGGGGGUAGUGCUGCUCUUGGGGGGGUGUUGGCAUCUUUUGGGAGCUAAGCAGGGUCCCUUAGGGUCAAGGUGUGAAUGGGAGACCAGGGGCACCCCAGUGAUGGGGUUGGAGGGGCUAAGCAGGCUGUGCUAAGCGUGGAGCCUGGAUGAGAGCCCCCCGUUGCCCUUGGCUCGGCAGGGGGAGGGAGUGGUAUCCAUGCAGCAGUGCUGGGUGCUUCCUCCGAGCCAAGCAGGAUCCUUUAGGGUUGAUCCCUGGUAGCAGACCUUUACCCAGGACCCUGCUGCCAUUUUUUGGAGGCACUGCUGCCUUUUUACAAGCUAAGCAGGGUGCAGGAGGGUCAGAGGGUGGAUGGGAGACCAGGGAAUGCCAGGCAGGCAACUACCCCCACCCUCUCUUGCAGCUCUCCAUGUCCCUCCCUCACUUGAAGCUGGAGGUGCCCCACACCCGCCGAGACCUGCCGCGGCCUUGGGUGGCCUCCCGUACAGGAGAGCCCUGCAUGGGCCACAGCCCCCCCUCAGCCAAGCAGCCCCGGGCGCUGGACCCAGAGGGGGCCAAGGCGCGGGCCCGGCUGCAGCAGGAGCUGGAAGCCAUGGCCGAGCAAGUGGGGCAGCUGCGGGAGAACCUGGCCCAGAUCUCCUGGGGCCUGGCCUGGGCGGGGCUGGCGUCGGGGAUCCCCCCCAGGCUGGAGAGGGGGGUCCCCCCGGGGCUGGCCCAGCUGCUCAAGGAGGAGCUGGGGGCCGUGGUGGACGCAGUGCUGAGGGGGGUUGUGCCCCCACCCCGCUGCCGGCCCCCGGGGGACCAGGCUGAGGCCCUGGCACUGGUGGUGAGGAAGCCCCCGGUGGCCCCCCUGCUGCCCCACAGCGGCCUGGACGGCCCCCCCUGCCAGCCUCCCGCCCAGGGCAGCCUCACCCCCCAGCACCUGAAGAAGGCCAAGCUCAUGUUCUUCUACACCCGCUACCCCAGCGCCACCACCCUCAAGGCCUACUUCCCCGACGUCAGGUUCAGCCGCAGCGUCACCGCGCAGCUCAUCAAGUGGUUCAGCAACUUCCGGGAGUUCUUCUACCUCCAGGCCGAGAGGUUCUCGCGCCAGGCGCUGAGCGGGGGCCGGGCCGGGCCCCAGGGCCCCAGCGUCACCCCCGCCUGCCAGCUAGCCCGCGUCCUCGGCCAGCACUUCAACAAGUCCAGCGACUACCAGGUCCCCACCAGCUUCCUGGAGGUGACGCAGGUGGCCGUGCGGGAGUUCUCCCAGGCCAUCGCCGGGGGCCGCGACGCCGACCCCGCCUGGAAGAAGCCCAUUUACAGAGUCAUCUCCAAGCUGGAGGCCAACAUCCCCGAGGCCUUCCGGGCCCCCCCCGGCCCGCCCCACACCUGACGGGGGCUGGCAGCCCGGAUGCCUGGGUGCUGCCCAGCUCUGGGAGGGGAGUGGGGUCCAGGUGGCUCAGAGCGGGGGGCCGCCCGGACUCCUGGGUUCUGCUUUGGGGGAGCUCGGCCCCCCCAGCCCUUUCCCAAUAAACCCCCUUUUGCAAAGCCUUUGGUUUGGGGGUGUCCAUCUGUUCCCCCCCACACUCCUCCCCGAGGCCGGGGCCCGGUCUCUGGUCUUUAUUGGCUACUCGGGCUCCAGCUCGUAGACGGUGACGUGCAGGCGGUCCAGGUCCCAGCCGGCGGCCCCCCGGCCCUGAUCCGGGGCCCGACCCUGGUGCCGGCGCAGCUCGGCCAGGAAGGCGCGCAGGUCGUGU